Messenger RNA from Cryptococcus deneoformans JEC21, 1912 nucleotides. RefSeq lists its product as hypothetical. The transcript has 3 exons. Lineage: Eukaryota; Fungi; Basidiomycota; Tremellomycetes; Tremellales; Cryptococcaceae. Gene Ontology annotation, molecular function: DNA-binding transcription factor activity, RNA polymerase II-specific; zinc ion binding. Bases 515 to 1627 code for a protein of 370 amino acids. The record is from RefSeq and is a predicted model, not a curated record. Gene Ontology annotation, biological process: regulation of DNA-templated transcription.
CUCCUUAUCAACCCUGAAUGCCAUCUUUGUGAGACUUUAACGGUUGUCGGGGUUAUCUUCGAUUACGAUAUCAUAUCAACAGAACUCAGGGAUUGGACCAAAGCGUUUGAAGAGGGCCCAGUUCGCAAGCUGGGAAAUGCUGAUCGCGGUCAUAUGUACGGCAUUUCUACUUGGCAAAGCGAAAAGCGGAAGGCCAGAGACCAGAAACAAUUGCAUCCCCUAGUACGUAAAUGUAAAUUACGUACACGAUAGUCAUGCAGCCUUAAGUUUAUUCUGGCCUCUCCAUGCAUAUAUACAUGUGGGUUCUUCACUUCCCCCGAAAAGCUCAUUUUGUCCCACCUUCCACGACAUCUGUUCAAAUAUCAUCAAUCCACCACAUUCGUCAAUACCUCUCUGCAAAUUCGCCAUACAUCAAACAUUACCGCCAUAGCCAUAUAGCAUCCACGUCUCCACCUUUUCAUCUUGUCCCCUUACAUCGGCGGUGCUUAACUUGAGUGUCUCAACCCUUCUUCCCAUGUCGAAAGACAACGUCUCCGCGCAGUCAUUGGAAGAAACAUCUUCUCAGGGGCAAUUUAAAGCCCGCCAAAGCUUCUCUUCUUCAAGCGAGGGCACUAGAAGACAGCGUAUCUCAAUGGCAUGUCUGUAUUGUCGGCACAGAAAAAUUCGAUGCUGUGGAGGUUCUCCUUGCCGAAACUGUCAACGUUCGAAACGCGAGUGUGACUAUGCCCCUGUUCCGGAAGAAGUCAACCGUAUCACAAGGGAAAAGAAGGCACUUGGCAAGGCAUCCAAAAUAGCCAAUGAACUCCUUUCUCCUGCCACGACAUCGUCACCUUAUUACGUCUCUAGACCGACUUACCAUGGACCGCCUGUUCGUCCAGCGCCCUAUGUCCGCAAAAGGUCUUCAUCUAUGCCCGAUGAAGCUAUGCCCUGGGGUGCUCCUAUAGCUUAUGAUCCUCCUCAGUGGAUUUACUCUCAGCCAAAUUUUUAUUUCGCUCCCCCUCAAUAUCCAUCUCUUGCCAGCACUUUCCCUCCUUACCCUUUAAGUGCUGAACAGCCUCUCGUUCCAGCCCCCGUGUCGACGAGUCAACUGGGUGUACAAUUUGAAUCGCACCAAGUUCAGCCUCUCCACAGUCAAGUGCUCGACACACCAUCUCCUGCCUCUUCAUCUAUGUCAUCAUUUGCCGCCCUGACUCGGGCAUCAUCAUCUGACGAUGAGCAUGUCUCUGGGACGUGGUUGACACCGGGAUUAUCAACUCCAUUGUACCUCCGACCCGUUUCUUCUUCGGGCUCUCUUUCACCGUCUGUUAUACGGACAGGUUCCCGCCCUGGUACAUUGUCAACAGUACAUCAGUCAUCAACUCCUCCGACUCCUACUUCUAUGGCAAUUCCUUCCCCACACGUGAUUCCCACCCCUUUCUAUCCCUAUCCUCCCACCCAGUCAACGACUAGCACGACCCAGUCGGUACAGGCGGAUAAGAACGGGCAGUCAUUCAUGAUUAAUGGCUCAGCGGGCAUGAUGGUAAAGGACCCUUUAUUAGGUCUGGGGCUUGUUGAAAGUAAGGACAUGUGCCUGGGACAUGGUAUUGGGGAAGAUUAUUACUCCCCUCCUCUUUAUCAUCAGGAGUAGGCAUUAUGAGAGCAAUACUAGCAGCAGUGAAUGGAGAGAACGAACAACACUUUUUCUGAUUUUUUUUAUAAACAUUUUCGCUUUCAUCGCCGUAGACCUUGUUGUAUCACGGACAUAGCCACAUUCAAAGAAGUAUAAUCAUUAGCAUUCGAAACAAGAUACACAUAUAAAUAUUGAUCCAUAGUAGUCGAAUAGGCCUCAAUUUCUUAACUAUUCAUGGAACACGGAAUCAGCUUCAAGUGGGCAGCUCUCCUACUCUUAGGUAUGCAAAUUGUUGUGGACUUC